AUGAAGCUCUUUUUCUGGCUAGCACCUGCGUUAGCAUUACUUCAGUUGGACUUUGUCGUCCACCGUGGGAAUUCCAUCAAUGACAGGGGCAUUGAUCGGAAACCUCUCGUGAAGAAGGACUCCUUUGAGAUCAAGGUAGAAAAUGAGCGCUUGUUCUACCUUACCCUGUUGGAGAUAGGGUCGCUGAAGCAAAAAGUCGAAGUUUUGGUAGAUACGGGAUCCUCGGAUCUCUGGGUUCCUGCGAACAACUGUUCAGGGUCUGCUCUGUACUCGUAUCGGAAGAGAUCGAUGGGGGACCAGCAGCAGCAACACGGAAGACGCAGAGUGUUGGAUUAUCUUGAUGCCUCAGUGGGUGAUAAAUCGGAAUUGAAUCAUAAAGAAGCUUCUCCAGCGAGUCAUAAACAAGUGGAUGCUGUGGUCGACAGGGUGCCGGUGCCAACUACCGGGGUGGAAAAGGUGUCUAAAGAGGGAAAAGAUGGUGUUCAGCGGUACUACUACACCACGUACACGUACUCGUACUACUACUACACCAACUACUAUACCAAUUACGGUACUUAUGACUAUACCUCCUACUACACCAAUUACUACAACAGCUACACCCAGUACUUGACAAAUUACUACCUGAGGUAUAGCGACUACUACCUGAGGUACAGUACUUACUACACCGGUUACUACUCUAAUUACUACAAAACUUAUCAUUCUGGCGAGCUUCCUACAGCAUCACGGAGCGAUGCUUCUGCCUGCACUAAGUACGGCACGUACGAGACAGGCAAGUCAGAAAACGUCAAAGUAAACGAGACCUUGGGCCUAUUCCAAAUCAGUUACUCGGAUGGCUCUUAUGCGUACGGUGAAUACGUCACUGAUGACGUUACCAUUGACGGAAAAAUGGUUAAGGGCCUAAAUUUUGCUGUAUGCGAUUUGACAGACUCAGAGAUCGGUGUGCUUGGAAUUGGGCUUCCGGCAUUGCAGGGAUCGUACUUUUUGGGAGUCACUGAUGAAUCUUUCUCGAAUCAGUACGAAAAUCUUCCCAUGCUCCUUAAGCUGCAAGGAAUUAUCAAGAAAAAUCUCUACUCUGUGGCCUUGGGAAAGAACAAUGCACUGGAAGGGUCGAUUGUGUUCGGUGGUGUUGAUCACUCCAAGUAUAGUGGCACGCUUCAGAGAGUGAAGAUAUUGAAUCGGUACGAAAAAAUUGGGGAGAAGAACCCCGUGUAUCUUGAAAUUGCCUUGACUUCCAUCACUGGCAAGAACCUUGCUGUGAACUACAGGACCACGGUUUUGCUCGACACGGGCGCUACCAACAACUACUUGCCGGCUCCAUACCUCAGGAGGAUCGGUAAGCACUUGAGAGGAACGGAAGACGAUGAUGGGUAUUGGGAGGUCGACUGUGACCUUUUGGACCUGGAUGAGGAAAUCGUUUUUGGGUUUAGUGGAGCAAACAUCUCUGUACCCGUCAAAGAUUUGAUUGUGCAAUCUGUCUCGGGUAGGUACUGCUAUUUGGGUAUUUUUGAAGAUAAUAAGACACCAAGUUUGGGUGAUAGUUUCCUCCGUAACGCAUACGUGGUGUAUGACUUGGACAACUACGAAAUCGCAUUGGCGCAGGCAUCUGAUGGGUCGGGAGAAGCAGAUAUUGAAGAAGUGACCGGCGAUAUUCCGGGUGCUCUGAAAGCGCAAUACUACGAUUUUACAUCUGUGAGUGAACAGUUCCAGUACACAAAGCUGGGCUCGAAAUCUAAAUUGGUCGUCUUUACCGAGCUGUUUAGUGAUCCUGUUCCAGAAGCCACCCCACUCACCACUGAUGAUAGUUGGAGUGCUGAAUCGAAUUCCGAUUUUGAAUACUCAUCCAUCAUCAGUGCUACUGGUGAUUUGCCGGAGGGUCUCAAUUCUUACUCUGGAUUGGGCAAUAUGACGGCUAGUUUCACUGCGAUUUCUGAGCAUGGCCCUGAUGGCUCCUCUUUCACUAUGGGGGACAACCCUCCUACCAAUGGAGACCCCAAGAGUCUGUCUCUGUCCAAAGGCGACGCCAACAAGGUUGCAAUUCAGGGUCCCCUCUACAUAGUACUUGCCCUUCUUACUGCUCUCCUGCUUAUUUAG
Molecule: messenger RNA, 2091 nt
Organism: Candidozyma auris
Lineage: Eukaryota; Fungi; Ascomycota; Pichiomycetes; Serinales; Metschnikowiaceae
Exons: 1
Coding region: 1-2091 (696 amino acids)
Biological process (GO): proteolysis
Molecular function (GO): aspartic-type endopeptidase activity
Source: RefSeq, a predicted model, not a curated record